GGGAAAUAUAUAUUAUUCUGAUGAAACCAUAAAAAAAAUAAUUGAAGUUUACUUUUUACCGACAGCAGGUUCAAAAAGAGCGAGAAACUGCCAUUUUGUUACUGACAUUUUCAAACUACUUUUGACUAAGAAUAGUUAUAGAACCAACAGAACUAGUUAAAGCUAUGGAAAAUCUACCGAACUACCAGAAAAGUAUGCACCGUUCAUGGAAAAUUGUUCUGUUGGGCAUUUUAAUACUAGUGACGAAUGCUUCGAGCCAAAAUACCAUGGAUACAGACCUUGACCGAUUUUGUGAAGCAUGUAUUGUAAAUACAGGUGCUGGAUACUAUUCCCACCCACUUCGCUGUGAUGUUUUUGUUCACUGUUCCCAAAGUGGCGACAAUCGCACAGUAAUGGCUUCUGUAAAAGAAUGUCCAAAUGGCCUUUAUUGGUCCCAGGAAGAUCUGACCUGUCGACAUCCCUAUAACGUUUAUUGUCCUCAAGAUCCUUGCAAACAACCUGGAAGGAUUGCUUAUCGUGAGGUUUUUUCCUGUGCUGCCUACUAUAAAUGUAAAAACGGGACACGGGAAAGUCAACGUACUUGUUGCGAAGAUCGUUACAGAUUUGAUGAAAUUUCACAGGAAUGUGUGGAAGAUGAACUGUGUCGUUCCAACUGUCACAGCAAAAUUACUCUUGUGUCAGACAGUCCACCGCUAAUCCCACUUUGUACCAAAAAAGCAGUUUUAGAUGACAUACGCUUCUACAUACAAGACGUUCACGGCUACAAUUACCGGAUGCCGUGUCCUCUCGGAACCAUCUUCUCUGUUGACACAUGUUCCUGCAUCAGAGGUCGUCGAAAUAUCACAAACAUUAUUAAAAGAUGUGAACCCUUUAUUCACCUUCCUUUUGACAAAGAUUGGAAGGAUUACUCUAAAUAUCCUAAGGGAACUGGAGCCAGAUCAGUCACUAUUCUCCCUGUAGAGGGAGCCUCAGGUUCUGCUGCUGCUUUUUUUAAUGACUCAUCUGUUACUGUUUGGGCAUUGAACAAUAUGUUUUUUGGCUCCAACUUCACUCUUUCCUUUCGAUUCCGACCAGCUGAGACGACAAAUGGCCGAUUUGCUCUCGUCGAUAACAGCGACUGUGAUAAAAGUGCGACAUUUGGUGUUGCCUAUGAAAGGACUGAAAUAUCCAGAACUAUCUAUGGUGGCUUUAUUUUGAAUGAUGAGUCAGUGGUGAGACUGCAAGCUGAUUUGAAACCUGAUCAAUGGCAUAGCGUGACUCUUUUGAAAACUGGCUAUCGUGUGGAACUGUGGGUUGAUGGCCUGAAAACUUCCAAAUUAGGAAACGCUGAUAUUAAGCGACUGGAUUGUUCUUUAACUAUUGGAAGAGGGACAAAUCUGGAUCCUUUUAUUGGAUUUAUUGAUGAUUUGCAGUUUUUUAAAUGUACUCCAGAGGAAUACUUUUAAUGGAUACCAAAUAAUAACAACAACAACAAGGAAUCAUGACCAAUAGCUUUCUUCCAUGGGAAAGUCCAUAUAUUUCAUUUAAAAUGUAGUUUAUUCUUUAAAAAUAAAUUGUUGAUGUUAUAUAAAAAAAACUGUAAUCUUCAAAAUUAAAAAAAACAACUAUAUAACAUAAAAUAUGGCUGUAAAA
Molecule: messenger RNA, 1632 nt
Organism: Octopus bimaculoides (California two-spot octopus)
Lineage: Eukaryota; Metazoa; Mollusca; Cephalopoda; Octopoda; Octopodidae
Product: protein PIF
Cellular component (GO): extracellular region
Molecular function (GO): chitin binding
Source: RefSeq, a predicted model, not a curated record